AUGUUGAGGGAAAAUGGAUUUGAUCAAGUUUUGGAGAAAUGCUACUCUUUAUGUGAUAAACAUAAGAUUGUGAAGUUGGAUAUGGCUGAAGCUUAUGUUAAUACAAGAAAUUCAAGGAAAAGGAUGAACAUUACCAAUCAACAUUAUUAUAACUAUGAUAUAUUCAACACUGUUUUGGAUAUUCAGAUCCGAGAGUUUGGUGAUCGUUUUGGUGAGAUAAGCACCGACUUGCUUCAAAAUAUGGCAGCUUUGAAUCCACGCAAUUCGUUUUCUCAGUUUAACAAAUCAAGCCUAUUGAAGUUGAGUCAGAUGUAUCCCCGAUAUUUUGAAGACAAGGAAAUGAUUAUUCUUGAGCACGAACUUGAUAUCUACUAUAAUUCUGUUUAUAAUGAUGUCAGACAAGGAAAUGAUUAUUCUCAUCCUUUAGUCUAUCGGUUAUUGAAACUAACACUGGUUUUACCUGUUGCAACUGCUACGGUUGAAAGAUGCUUUUCGGCGAUGAAGCUUGUCAAGACAGAUUUAUGUAAUCGAAUUGGUGAUGAUCUUUUGAAUUAUGCCCUCAUUUGCGCCAUAGAAAAUGAAGCUCUUAGUAAUGUUAAAAACGAAGAUGUUAUCGAUCGUUUCGAAAAGAUGAAGACACGCCGAUGA
Cynara cardunculus var. scolymus (artichoke) is the source of this 648-nucleotide messenger RNA. RefSeq lists its product as uncharacterized. NCBI's taxonomy places the organism in Eukaryota, Viridiplantae, Streptophyta, Magnoliopsida, Asterales, Asteraceae. Bases 1 to 648 code for a protein of 215 amino acids. The transcript has a single exon. The record is from RefSeq and is a predicted model, not a curated record.